Messenger RNA from Brienomyrus brachyistius, 1475 nucleotides. Its product is annotated as eukaryotic translation initiation factor 4E type 3-like. Gene Ontology annotation, biological process: translational initiation. The record is from RefSeq and is a predicted model, not a curated record. NCBI's taxonomy places the organism in Eukaryota, Metazoa, Chordata, Actinopteri, Osteoglossiformes, Mormyridae. Gene Ontology annotation, cellular component: eukaryotic translation initiation factor 4F complex. Gene Ontology annotation, molecular function: translation initiation factor activity; RNA 7-methylguanosine cap binding. Bases 466 to 1062 code for a protein of 198 amino acids. The transcript is spliced from 7 exons.
AGCCGGCCGACUUACCCACCUACCAAUACCCAUGAGCGCUCGCUGUGCUGAGCCAGUUAACCAGCGCGAUUCCACCAGCGUUACCUAACCAGCAGCCGCGGUGCUUUUUGGUUACUGUAGCCUAUUUGUAACAUUAAUUCUAUGGGAGUCCGCUUGCUGCUUAACGCUGUUCUUAAUUAAUACGGUAAAAGUCAGCUCGCUGCAGGACUAGGUAUAGCCAGUGAACUAGAUGUAAUAGAUGCAUUGGUGUCACUUGGUAUCGCUUCCACAGGGACUAACUGGAUGAGCGCAUUCAUUUCACUGCUGGUUUCAGUGACCAGCGCAGUGCGGCUCAGUAUUAAUGUGGUUUUUAAACACCUGCAAGGGAUUUUUGCAGGAAAUGAGUUUCGCCCAGACUGCUCGCAUCUCUGCAUGGUCCCGGGCAGCUUUACAUAAGGCGACCCCGCUGUUUGUUACACGGUGUAAAUGAAGUGGAUAAUGAUGCGGAAUGUGGUAAAUCAGCGCCGCUUUUUGCUGGAUCCGGACUCUCUCCUGUCUUCUGGAGUCAGUCUGCGCAGAUUGAGGUCAUUGCCGGGAACGACAGCAGCUGAAUGCGAGUCCAAUUUGAAAAAGAUCUACACUGUUCAGACUGUACAGUGUUUUUGGAGUGUUUACAACAAUAUUCCCUCUGUGACGCGGCUUCCAUUGAGAUGCAGCUAUCAUCUGAUGCGUGGAGAGAGGAGACCUCUCUGGGAAGAAGAGAGCAAUGCCAAAGGAGGAGUGUGGAGGAUAAAAGUGCCAAAAGAGAGCACGUCGGCAGUCUGGAAGGAGCUGUUACUCGCCACCAUCGGGGAGCAGUUUACAGACCACUGUGCUGCAGAAGACGAGAUAGUUGGCGUCAGUGUCAGUGUUCGCGAGCGAGAAGACGUCGUCCAGGUCUGGAACGGAAAUGCCUCGUUUGCCGGUGAAGCGAACGUUUUAGGGAAGAUCUAUGAGCUCCUCCCACAUGUACCCUUCAAAGCAGUGUUUUAUAAACCUCACAAAGAGCAUCACGCCUUUGAAGGAGGUCGUGCGAGACAUUAGCGGCCCACGCCCGGCUCACUGUCUUCCUGAUUCCUGUCCCAGGAGCUGAAUGCAUAUCCUGUUUAAAUAGUAGUCUGUUUGGUUAAUUUUAACAGAAAUCACUUUAUGGCUAGGGGAACAUUACAGAUGACUAUAUUUUUAUAGAUCCUGAUUACGAAGAUUUCCAAAAAUGCCUUUUGUCUCCCCAUGUAUGUUUUUUUUGCACUGCAGAGAAUUCAGGCACAGAUGUGUAAGGAAAAUGUGUUUGUUUUUCACUCUGUCUUUGGGUUUCGUCUGUUUUUGUGUCACAUGUUGGAUUUGGUCAAAGCUGUGAUGAGGUCCUGGGUGCUUCUCCCCACGCGGAGAGGCGACCGGCCCUGCAAAUGUGGGCUCAUACCCCCCUCCCCCCCGGAGCUUCUAGGGGGAGCCCCCCC